AUGGCCCCAACAAAUGCGCCUGCGGCGGAAAUAGCUCCUCUGCCAAAUGCAGAUGGAUCUGUCAUCUUUUCCUACGCUGGAUACAAGGUGGUGGCGGCUGCCAAUGGUCCUGUUGAAACUCUGAAGCGUGAGGAAUACGCAUUCGAAGCUCUGGUGAUGGAAGUGCCUGAGAAUGAGUAUGAGAACGGAAAGGCCAUGCGGUAUAACAUUAAUCUUCCCGCCAUCCCAGCAUUAUUACAUGCCGCCAUCUUAGCUCUACUCUCUGGAGCAGUCCCGCUAAAGGGGAUAGCAACUGCCGCCUUACUGAUCGUCCCUGGGGACUCCAACGACGGGAAAGUCAUCGUUGAUCCGACGGCGGUCCAGAUUGCCCAUGCAAGAUCUGUGCAUGUCCUGGGGUUCACGUCCGAAGGCGACCUCCUUCUCGCCGAGAGCGAGGGUCAAUUCUCCCUCGACGAAUGGGACGAGGUAGUCAGGGCCGCGCAGAAAGUCUGCCUCCAAUCACCAGACGAAAUGUCGGUUGACGAGGGAGAGUCCACACUAGCCUACGUCAAGUCCGUGGACAUGAAGCAGUUCAUUCGGACCGUCAUGGCCUCCAAGGUUGCCGCUGAUCUACACUGGAAGAUCUCCGUAUGA
Molecule: messenger RNA, 633 nt
Organism: Scedosporium apiospermum
Lineage: Eukaryota; Fungi; Ascomycota; Sordariomycetes; Microascales; Microascaceae
Exons: 3
Coding region: 1-633 (210 amino acids)
Biological process (GO): poly(A)-dependent snoRNA 3'-end processing; rRNA catabolic process; nuclear mRNA surveillance
Cellular component (GO): nuclear exosome (RNase complex); cytoplasmic exosome (RNase complex); nucleolus
Source: RefSeq, a predicted model, not a curated record